GUCACAGCCGUCUCUUUAAGAGCCCUCGCCCGCCCCCUCUGCUGUAUUUUUAGCUGAGCAAUGCUCUACAGAUGCUGAACAGGACGAGCAGCGGUGCGUGUGCCAUAAAUGAUCACUCUUAAAUCUUCAGGUCCGUUAAAUGAUGCGUUCAAGCGCUUGAUCUCUCCUACGAUAAUCGCGCCUGCUGGAAACGGGCGGCUGGAUGCUAGAAAAAAAAACCCGCUGGAGCCUAUGAGGAGGGGAUGAGGUGUGCCAUCAUGGAUUUCUGAGAAGGCUUCGAGGAGCGAAAAUGGACGAAAAUAAAUUGCUUUAAGUCGCAAAGCAUCGAGCAGGCCCCAGAGCGUCCGGUGCGCCUCUCCGGUGCGUCUUUCGUACGUUUGCAUCUAAAACGUCCCACUUUCUUCGAUUUCUAGACCCUCCAAAAAGCCUUCAAGACGGACGGGGUUGUGGAGCACCGAGGCAAAAACCGGGCCAACAUGCGGGAGAGGGACUUCAUGCCCAACAUGGAGAGGGGCAAGCCGGCCACGUACACGGGGGACAAGAAAGCCAAGAUGGCCGCGAAGACCAACAAAAAGUGGGUACGGCUGGCCACCGUGUUCGCCUACGUGCUCUCCGUGUCCCUGGCGGCGAUCAUACUGGCCAUUUAUUACAGCCUAAUAUGGAAGCCGACAAUGCAAGGUUCAGGACUUGGGGUGUCAGGCGGGUCCAAAGGAAACAACAGCGCAUCCACGAACGUCUCGACCAGCGUUAACGGAACGAGCGCCAAUUUCACUCAAGCGGACAACGGCACGAGCGCAAACGGUACACAAAUAAACUUGGGGUUUAAUGCGACUGCCGCCGGAAACGAGAGCGCGGCCGCAGAGAUUGCAGAAAGAGCGCGCGCCUACUCGGCCGCCAUUGAAUACACGCCUGCCAGCGAACAGAUAAAACCAAGCGCGUUUGAACAGUACAGAUAUGAUCAAAACUCGGGCAGUGUUACGAGUCCGAGCGACGCGAAAAGGGAAAAGCGCGAGACGGUGCGCUCUCGAAACGAGCCCAGGGAACCGGAACAGAGAGGACCAGAAGGACCUAAACUGGUUUAAGCUUACACUUCAAACCGCAUGCUUCCGCAUAAAUCAUGUGCAAAAGCAGUACAAUUUCGAUAUACUAUUUAGUGCGGUAACGUGCGGUUUAGGACGUAGCCUAAGUCAGUUUGGUGCAUAGGGGCGAGCGCGCGCGCGGCCGAAGCUGACAGCUAAAGGAUUCGUGGAAUGAUGUGAAGUAUUGUAUGCCUGGUGCAUGGACGCCAACUUGAUUUUGCUAACGCACAGCAAAGACUUGGUUAUAUUUUUUUAAAACAUUUCCAUGUAACAUAAAACUAUCUUUCAUUUUAGGGCACAUGGCACCUGUUUGAUGGACACUAAAUUCAAGACUGUUUGGCAUAGCCAUCCAGCUUUCCAAGUCACCUCCAUGUGCUUGCAUAGUUUCUGAACAGUAUAGCCUGCCAUACGUAUUUAUUUGAACUGCAGAACGAAAAUAAUUAACAGCAUCUCUGUUUCUUUAGAACAAUGAUACUUUUUCUUUUGGACCCGAGAUUAAAAUAUUGUAAGAAGAAAAUAGUUUGCAUUGAAUUUCAUUGGAACAAUGUCCAUAUAGCCUCCCAAUUAAACAGGAUUCCUAGUUCAGAGGAACCUGUGUCGAGUUCCGCUCAGGUAUGUGCAAAUAUUAAUGUAAAUGUAUUGUGUAUUUGGUACAUAUAUAUAUAAAAAUGUACAUAGGUCACAUGUAGGCUAUUUGGUAAAUGUACAUAGUGCACAUGCUCAGGCCUUGAGUGAACUUUCAGCAUAGGCUACUUUUUACAAAAAAUCAUGUAUACUAGCUACAAAUAUAUAUAUAUAUACACCACCCCAAAGGCAAAUAAAGGCCCUUGUAAAAGCAUGCAUGGCUUCCAUGUUUUUGUCAAAGUGUAUUUUAUCUAUAUGGUUUUUAAGCAUCUUAUUCCAAUGCCUACAGACAAAGGCUAUUUAAAUAGUUAGGGGUCUUUAGAUUCCUAAAAAAGUGCUACUUGAAGCUCUUUAUUUAGGAAAACACUCUGCUCAUAUAAGCUACUUGAAAAAAAUGAAGAACCAUUGGCUGUAAAAUGAAUCCCAGAGUUUCUGGCUAAAGUGUUUAUAUUUUAUAAAUUGUCCUUUAGUUUGGGGUUUAACCAAAAGUUUAAACCAAAACUUCAUCCUGAACUAGGGAUACUACUCAGAAUAGCACUCCAUCAUAGGUUGCUAUAGUUACCAUAGAUUUUGACCUACUGUUUAGUGUACUACUGUGUGAUCUAACAAAAGCGCUGGAUUAUUGAAACACUUGAUGGAGUGAUGGAGGGAAGUAGGGCAGUAGGCAGAUAAGCAAAGGCAAAAAAAAAAACAACCACUAUUGUUAUGUAACUUAUGAUGUUAUAAGGUCAACACUGCUGGGCGCCUACACUUAAGGUAACAAACUUUGAACAUAAAUGAGUUUCCUUUAAUCACAGUAAAAUGAAAGGAAUUGAGGUCUACUAAAGAAGAAAUGAAUUCACUGUAAAUAAUGACAGGUGAAAUAGUAAGCAUUUAAUCAACACCAAAUACAGAUAUGAUUUAUACAGUACAUCUGUGUGUGUCUGUGUGUGUGUGUGAGAGAGAGAGAGAGAGAGAGAGAGAGAGAGAACGGUAAUGGACCAUAGUGUUUAUGGGCCUCUAUCAGGAGACAACACUGAGAGCUCAUUCAUCUUCUGAGUCAUUUCUAGCCAUCUAGGAUGUGAUCAACAUAAUCACAAUUUCACACACAAACACACACACACACACACACACAGACACACACACACACACACACACACGCACACAGACUGCUUAAUGCAAGUCUGCAUUGUAUAUAGUUGCUGCACUGACAGCUGUUCUUGUAAACAAGGUGUCCCUGUAGGCUUCUUUGAUUCAGCCUGCCUUUUAGCAAAGAAAAAAAAAGUGAUUAAGUGGUAGCAUAGGAGCAAAUCAAUAGUAAGCACUGAGGGGCAUCAAAUGUAUCAAACCCACUGUCCAAUUUCGUUGUGGCUUGAUCACUUUAGCUUGAAUGUGUUUUGUGUAUGUAGUUAUUAAAAAUUAUUUAAAAAUAAUUAUUAAAAUAAAAUGCAAACGAUCCUCUUAAUGGGACCAAUCCCAGAUUGUGUCCAGUGUAUUGGCUCUGAUGUCUUCAUUUCAGACCAAAAAGGCAGAUGGAUGUACAGAAGACAUCACUAAUGAAGAAAUGCACUCUGACAGCAUCUUUCACUCUCAUUACCCCUGCAUUCCCAUCAAGCCUAACGAUCUGUAAAUGUCUCAGCUAGGCCUGUAUUGGAAAUGGUGUUCAAAGAAGAAUCGGGUCUGUAAGUGUUAGAAGCAUGAGCAAUUGUAAAAACCACAAAUCGUAAAAGUAAAAGCAUCUUUUGAAAGGGAAAUAGCAACUGUGGUUUAUGGAGUUACAUAAUGGCUGGGCUUUAGAGAGGAUCUAGAGCUCCAUUACUGAUCUGAGUGAGACGUAGAGAGGAUUGGGGCCAUGGUGAUGGCUCAAUCACAGACAAACACACACACACACACAUAUGCUAUCUGUAAACACAACCCUGUGUUCCUACACCUGCUGAUCUCAAACUAACACCACGAACCACAGCUUGAGACAUCCUCUGGAGCACUGGAGUAGCCCUGAGCUUGGUGUGUUUAUGUGCGUGCUUGAGUUGAUGAUAUGAGCAUAGGACCCAGGUGCGGCUGAUAUAAUGCAAUGUGCGUCAAGAGACUCGGGAGCCAUUUUACAAUAAACAGCAAGCUGCGACAUAUUUAAAGGGCAGGAAGCAAUGAUGAAGAAAUGACCCUGCAUGGUUUUUUUUAGCUUCAUUACUCACAUAUGAAGAAAAACUUUUGGGGAGUUACUGAAGGAAUGAAGCUGUAAGUAUAAGAAAGGUGUGGAGCCGUUCUCUCGUCUUUACUGUAUAUUCCUGAAGUGAGGUUUCAAGGCAUCAUAUGUACAUUAUAAAGCAUUAAAGAAUCAAAUCAGUGAUUGAUUAUAAGAAAUGCAAUUCUGGGACAGUUACAUAAUCUGUAUCUUAAAUAUGUGAUGCACAUGUAACACACCUGCACACCAUAACACACCACAAAGACUCAGUUCUGCACACUGCACCUCUACUGUUACUGUAACACACCUGCACAUUACUUUCCAUUCUGUACUUAUUCUUAUUUCUUAUUGUUUCUGUUUAUUUUAAUUCUCACGUCUUAAGCGGGGUCAGUUUUUCAUUUCAUCAAUAAAUAUGAAGUUGUAUAUUGUCUGUAUAUGUGACAAAUAAAAUCUUGAAUAUUGAAAUCUUCA
Hemibagrus wyckioides is the source of this 4335-nucleotide messenger RNA. RefSeq names its product putative transmembrane protein INAFM2. Bases 477 to 1082 code for a protein of 201 amino acids. NCBI's taxonomy places the organism in Eukaryota, Metazoa, Chordata, Actinopteri, Siluriformes, Bagridae. The transcript has a single exon. The record is from RefSeq and is a predicted model, not a curated record.